AUGAUCUUUGUUUUCCCUCCAGGUGUGGCAGGUGAGACGGAGCUGCGGGUGGUCCAGCCUGAGAAGUCAGUGUCUGUCGCAGCUGGACAGACGGCCACUCUGCGCUGCACCCUGACCUCCCUGCACCACCUUGGGCCGGUUGAGUGGUUCAGGGGAACAGGGCCAGCCCGGGAGUUAAUCUUCAGUUUCACAGGAGGCCACUACCCCCGAGUAACAAAUGUUGCAGACGCCACAAAGAGAAACAACACGGACUAUUCCAUCCGCAUCAGUAACAUCACCCCAGCAGACACUGGAACCUACUACUGUGUGAAGUUCCAGAAAGGGACCCCUAAUGUGGAGUUUAAGUCUGGACCAGGCACUCAACUCAUAGUGAGCGCCAAACCCUCUCCCCCCGUGGUGUCGGGUCCCACGGCCAGAGCCUCACCUGAGCAGACCGUCAACUUCACCUGCAAGUCCCACGGCUUCUCCCCCAAAAACAUCACCCUGAGAUGGUUCAGAAAUGAGAAUGAGCUGGCAGCCUCCCAGAUUACCGUGGACCCGGAGGGAAACAGCACUUCUUACAGCAUCUCCAGCACAACCAGGCUGGUGCUGGCCCCGGGGGACGUUUGCUCCCAGGUCAUCUGCGAGGUGACCCACGUGACCCUGCAGGGAGGCCCUCCUCUUCGUGGGACUGCCAACUUGUCUGAGGUCCUCCGAGUUCCGCCCACCUUGGAGGUUUCCCAGGAACCCGUGGCAGGGGACCAGGUGAAGGUCACUUGCCAAGUGAAGAAGUUCUACCCCCAGCGCCUACAGCUGACCUGGUUGGAGAACGGACACGUGUCCCGAACAGAAACGGCCUCGACGGCCUCGAACCUCAUAGAGAACAAGGAUGGGACGUUUAACUGGACGAGCUGGCUCCCGGUGAACUCAUCCGCCCACAGGGAAGAUGUGGUGCUCACCUGCCAGGUGCAACAUGACGGGCAGCCCGCGGUCACCAAAAACCAUGCCCUCGUGGCCUCUGCCCACCAGAAGGACCAGGAAACCCAUAAAACCCAGG
Messenger RNA from Odobenus rosmarus divergens (Pacific walrus), 1036 nucleotides. Its product is annotated as tyrosine-protein phosphatase non-receptor type substrate 1-like. Gene Ontology annotation, biological process: positive regulation of phagocytosis; positive regulation of T cell activation. NCBI's taxonomy places the organism in Eukaryota, Metazoa, Chordata, Mammalia, Carnivora, Odobenidae. The annotation marks the transcript as partial. The record is from RefSeq and is a predicted model, not a curated record. The transcript has 3 exons. Gene Ontology annotation, cellular component: plasma membrane.